AUGGUGCGCCAGUGCUGUAUUUGCAAGAUAUACACUCGUCAGCGUGAAGCAGAAGGCUUAUCUUUUCAUCGGAUGCUUAAUGAACCUACAAGAAGAUCUAUUUGGGUAUCUCUUCUGGGAUUUGAGAAAGACCACCAGUUCCCAAAGUAUGCUUACGUCUGUUCCAAACACUUUCAGAAAAGUGAUUUUGUAAUUAUGCCUGAUGGAGCUAGGCAUCUCAAAUGCGAUGCUGAUCCAACUGCUGUGCAUUCUGCCUUUGAUCUCACAAAGAGCGCCAGUUCAGAGUCAUCGCUUAGUCUCAGCUCUUUUAGUAGUCCUGGCAAGGAACAAAUAGGAGUUUCCUCAAGCUCAAAGCCUCAUUCAGAAAUUGACAUUCUGGGUAUUACCGCCACUUCAGCAGAUGGUGGCCCUGUUGUAAAACGCUUGAGAUUUGAAGACAUUGUUGCUGAUGUGAAAUCCGUUACAGCUACAGAGACCAAAGAACAGCUACAGAUUCAAGAAAAGCACAGGUUAGAACAUGAAAAUGUGUACCCGGGACCAUCUAGAGAGCUACCAUCUUAUCCAGCAGUUGCUAAUUCAAGUUCAUCAGAUACGACUACUGCAUCAGAGGCUAAAGAACAGCUGGACUCUGUAGCAAUGCCUGCCCCUACAUCUGAUUUUCACACGAAACCAGUUGCAGGACUGAAGAGAAAGAGGAAGAGCCGUUAUGUUGGUGAUAUGUCGAGUGAUGAUUUCUCCUCACCUGUAAGAGCAAAAAGAAACUUUUGCAUAAUGAAAAAUGUAAUACAGGCCCAGAGAAGAAUUCAUGGACUUCGAGUCACAGUUAACUCACUCAGGAAGAGAGUAAGGACACUAAAUAGCCUUAUUAGUGUUUUAAAGAAAAAGUCUUACAUAAGUGACUCAUCUGAAAAUGUUUUGAGGGCAACGUUAUCCGGCUCAUCUCUUAAAAUUUUUGAGAGAAUGUUACGUUAACAUUACAUCACAGAAGUAUGACCCUUCAAUAAGGACUUUUGCAUUAACUUUAGCUUUUUAUUCGCCUAACAGCUUAUAAUUUUGUCAGGAACACGUUCAAUAAAUCACUGCCUCAUCUAAGCACUAUCAGUAAAUGAUAUAG
Molecule: messenger RNA, 1114 nt
Organism: Acanthoscelides obtectus
Lineage: Eukaryota; Metazoa; Arthropoda; Insecta; Coleoptera; Chrysomelidae
Source: the annotation of a GenBank genome assembly